Molecule: messenger RNA, 3488 nt
Organism: Egretta garzetta (little egret)
Lineage: Eukaryota; Metazoa; Chordata; Aves; Pelecaniformes; Ardeidae
Product: cytochrome P450 4A4
Exons: 12
Coding region: 18-1727 (569 amino acids)
Molecular function (GO): monooxygenase activity; iron ion binding; oxidoreductase activity, acting on paired donors, with incorporation or reduction of molecular oxygen
Source: RefSeq, a predicted model, not a curated record
GCCGGCCAAACCGAUGCAUGGCUUACCGUGAUGUUCCUGCUGCUAUAAAUUGCUGCCAGCAGUGCUUCACCAGGCUCAGCUCCAGCAGAGCAGGAGGGAGAGGAUUUUUACCUGCACCCAGCUCCCCAUCAGGCACAGGAGGAGCUGAAGAGCAGCAGCCAGGAGAAGGCAGUGUCAGGCAUCCCGGAUGCAGGGCCAGCAUGGUGUCUCUGCUGGACAACAUAGCCAGACCUUCUGCUGUCGUUCUGCAGCUGUCUGUGGUGCUUGGUGUCAUCCUUGUGCUGCUGAAGGUGGCCCAGUUCUGCCAGGAGAGGAAGAAACUCAUCAAAGCUCUGGAGGCAUUCCCUGGUCCCCCGAAACACUGGCUCUAUGGCCACAAUCACCUGAUAACUGCGGAUAAAGUAUUAAAUCAGAUGGUGUUGUGGGCUGAAGAAUACCCCUAUGCCUUUCCCAGGUGGCUUGGACCAGUUCUGCCUUCUCUGGUAAUCCACCAUCCUGAAUAUGCCAAAACCAUACUUGGCCGAACGGAUCGCAAGCCCAGUGUACCCUACAAAUUCAUAGUUCCCUGGAUUGGGCAGGGGCUGUUGAUCUUGGAUGGAACUAAAUGGUUCCAGCAUCGGAAGCUGCUCACCCCGGCCUUUCAUUAUGAUGUGCUGAAAUCUUAUGUGGCCCUGAUGUCAGACUCGGUCAAAGUGAUGCUGGAUAAAUGGGAAAAGAAGAGCACACAGAGGAAGUCAGUGGAGCUCUUUCAAGAUGUCAGCUUGAUGACACUAGACAGCAUCAUGAAAUGCGCCUUCAGUUAUAAUACCAGCUGCCAGACUCAGAGCAACUCAGACUAUUAUAUCAGAGCUGUUUAUGACCUGAGCUACCUCGUGAGCAAUCGACUUCGGACUUUUUCUUACACGGAUGUCUUCUACAACUUGACUCGCAAAGGCCGUGACUUUCAGGAUGCCUGCAAGCUGGCCCAUAGCCACACGGAUAAAGUAAUAAAGGAAAGAAAGAUGUUGCUUUCCAGUGAGAAGGAACUUGACAAGAUCCAGAAGAAGAAACACCUGGAUUUUUUGGACAUUCUCCUUUGUACCAAGGAUGCAAAUGGAGUUGGGCUAUCUGAUGAGGACCUGCGUGCCGAGGUGGACACGUUCAUGUUUGCAGGUCAUGAUACCACAGCUAGCGGGAUCUCCUGGCUCUUCUACUGCUUGUCAUUAUAUCCCAAGUACCAGCAACGGUGCAGGGAGGAGAUCCAGGGGAUCUUGGGAGACCGAGAUACCAUUGAGUGGGAGGACCUUGGGAAGAUGGCUUACACCACAAUGUGUAUCAAGGAGAGCUUGCGCCUGUUCCCACCAGUUCCUUUUGUGUCCCGAUACCUCUCUAAAUCUGUCACAUUUUCUGAUGGACGCAGCUUGCCAGCAGGCUGCCAGGUUGGACUGAACAUAUUUGCUAUUCACAGGAAUCGGGAUGUGUGGGAAGACCCCGAGGUGUAUGAUCCCCUGAGAUUUUCUCCAGAGAACUCAGCACAGAGGCACUCCCAUGCUUUCCUGCCUUUCUCUGCUGGAUCCAGGAACUGCAUCGGGCAGCAGUUUGCCAUGAAUGAGAUGAAGGUGGCAGUGGCCCUGACCCUGCUCCGCUUCGAGCUCUGCACCAAUCCAUCCAAGCCUCCUGCACUGAUACCACAGAUUGUCCUCAGGUCCAGCAAUGGGAUCCACCUGCAUCUGAAGAAGAUUCACUGACCCUGUGGGGUACCACGGUGGGGGACAAGCACUUUCCCAAGGACUACCCUCCACCCAGAAGUCUAAGAGCGGGACACCAAACAUACCCACCCUGGCCAUCUCAGACCUCUCCCACAUUAGCCUCCCUCCCUGCUGCUGGCCAGGGGGGCACACUGAGCCCCCUUGCACACACACCAAAGCCAGCAGGUCCAGGUCCCAUCCUUGCACGGGGAGCAGCACUGCCAAGUGGGUUUUGCAGCACAGCUGUGGCUCAGCCUUCACCUCUGCAGGCAUCCUCCAUGUCCUACUCAUCGCUUCACCUCCAACCUGCCCUCGCAUGCUUCCUGGCGGGAAUUCUGUCACCUGCCUGUGUAUCUGCAGCAUUGUCAGUUCCCUGCUUGGGCACAGCAGUGAGCAACGCCAGUGUGGUUUGCAUGAGUGUCUAAAUCCUGGACGCUGCCCGAGCACGAUGUCCCUCCCCUGCCUCCAAACUGGGUGCGCCGGGCUCCUCCCUGCAGCCACACUGCAACACCAUGUACCACCCCCCAAAUUAUUCCCCCUGAUCUGUUCUGGGGCUGGCACUGUGCACGCCAUUAUGGAGAUGAAGGCCAGUGGGUUCUUCUGCCCCAGCGCUGAACUUCCUCGAGCUGAAGGUGCUCAGGAGUCAGCACAGAGACACCGGCUUAGUCACCGGCUAACCUGGAGAAAGCACUCACCAUGCUGAAAGCAAUGUGUGAUCAGCCUUUUCCCCUCUGAAAUGAGAAUAAAGCCUUGUGGAGAUGCUCCCCAAGCAUGGCUUUGGCUUCCUUUGCAUUUGGGGGGGCAAAGGGUGUACAGGAUAAAUCCCAGCAGCCCAGAGGCAAGGCUGUGCCCAAGGGUGCAGCCCUGUGAGUGUUUUCUCAAGCCGCAAGGGCUGUUUCAGCGGGUUUGCCACCCCGUUGAGCCUGAGGAGCCUGUUUCCACCCCUCCCACCCCAUGGGUCACCAAGCUCUCGCCUCUUCCUCCAGGAGUUUCCAUGGUAAGAAAACAGCUGAAACAAUCUGGGGUCAAACAAAGCAAAACAGAAAUCAUCACCACCAUCACCCCCCAAGUGCUGGUGGCAAGAACAAAAUCAGCUUGCAAAAGAAAAAGUCCCGAGAGGGAGCACAAACCCAUCAAGCCCUUUUCUGCAGAGGCUGAGAACUGACCACUCAGUUCAUGAGUGAGCUGCCCAAGGGUGCAGGCGGGCGUUGGCCCUGGGGCUGGGCUUGUUUUGGGUGUGCAGGGACCUAUUGCAGGCCCUCCCUCCAGCAUGGAUCAUAGGUGGGGUUCUAAGCCAAAGGGGUGAGCUGGGUCAGCUGCAGGUCUGGGGUGGGAAAUGGAUCACUAGGUGGCAGUGGGAGACCCAGGAAAACCCAAAGUCCUCCCUGGUCCCUGGCAGAACCACCUGGGCUUAGCAGGGAGCAUGGCCAGGCUCAGUAGGGCAGCUGAUGGGCCCCUUCCCUGGGGCAUCCCCAUCCCCACCCUCAGCCCUGCAGGGCAGCAGAGCAGGCGCUGCUCCAUCACAGUCCCCAGCACCACGGUGGUGUUACCCAUGGCACAGGGAAAGCUUGUCACUGCCAGGGCCCAGGCCCUCAGCAGGCACCAAGGGAAACUGAGGCAUGGAGGGCUGCACACGUGCCAUUCUAUGGUGAGAGACAAGGCUGUUCCUCCAGCUCUCACCCAUGGCAAUAGGAUUACCAGCAUCACUGCAGGCACUAACAUAGCCAAACCGUACCCAUCUGUCUGGGCAGCUCACCUCUG